CUUUCAUUAUGGGGCAGAAAAGUGUUUGACAGCUCGACAGACAGACAGCUAACCAUCUAGCGGAGGUAGAGCUUCCUGUCUGAAUUUAGUUUUUAUUUGGAUUGUUGGCCUGUUUUUGUCUCUCAGUACAUCUCUGUUACAUCAUGACAUCCCCCGUAGACGAUGGCGACAGGGAAAAGGUGAGUUAAAGUCCGCCCUGGGAGCUCAUAUUUACGGCUGUUUGCUGCUGAAGUUGUUGCCGCUAACUUGUGUUGUUUUCUGUGUGCUAGCCUUAAGCUAAGCUAGCUAAUCGAUACUUUAUCGAUAGACUGUCAUAGAGCAGGAUAAACUGCAUGCGCGGAGAAUAAAGGGUUGUAGUCUGAAGGUAACUCAUUUCCUGGACGAGUUCAAACAUGCCACACAAAUCGGUCAUUGACCCAUAAAACGCAGUAAACGUUAAAGUUAGGUGAAGGUGUCACAGCUGCAGGGAAAACGAGGACAUAAUUAUGGAAUAAAACUUAUAAAUAUUGAUAAUAAAACCAAUUUAAGCCAGGUAGAAACGUAUAUUUUAAAGUCGGAGGUCAUUAACAGCUUCUCAUUAUAAUAACAGAUUUCUGGCCCGGAUGUUGUUCUCGGGUUCAAAGUGGGUCACCUGAAAUAGUUUAGGGUUUGAGUAAAACAACAAACAGGAGAACUUUGCUCGUAUGUGUUCACUGCAUGUGUUGAAUUAAUCCGACCAUCAUUUGUUAGCAUCUUUUUUGCAGCUUCUGUUUAGAGUGAGGUUCCACAAACAAGGAUUGGUAUGGUGGCCGAGAACUGCCACUGCUGCAAAUGAAAAAGAAUGGGGGAAAAAAAAAGAAAGCCAUGAAGGAAGUUACCAAUGCAAACAAACGAAAAAACAAAAAAAUAGUGCAGAUAAAAAUAAACACAAUGUAAGUUAACAAUGCAAAAAAAGUGUCGAUGCAUAUAAAAAGAUAUUUACUGUGAAAAUUAAAGGAUGCAAAUAAAAAUGCCACUGCUGAAAAUAAAAAAAGAAAGCCACUACUGCAAAGAAAAAAGAAGUCACAACGGAAGUAACCGAUGCAAAAAAAUAAAAAUUAAAAAAAUAAACAUACAGUACAGAUUAAAAAAAAAGAAAAACACAACCGAAGUUAACGGUGCAAAAAAAGUGGCAAUGCAAAAAGUAAACACAAAAAAAAGUGGUGGUGCAAAAAACAACAACAACAACAAAAAAAAAAGAAUCACAGCGGAAUUUACAGAUGUAAAAAAAGAAAGAAAGAAACAGAGGCCUGCUGCAAAUAAAAAAAGAAACGGUGAAGAUAGACAAAAAAACACAACAGAAGUUGAUGACGUGAAGAUGCACCAGUGUUACGAUCUAGGCACAGAAGACGACAGCAGGAAGACGAGCAAAGAAGCUCAAUUCCGUUGUGGCUUUUUUUUAUUUGCACCCUUUAUUUUCACAGUAAUUAACUUUUUUGUUUUUCAUCGCCACUUUUUUUGCAUCGUUAACAUCCAUUGUGGCUUUUUUAAAAUCCGCACCGUAUCUUUUUUUAUUUGCAGUGGGCUUCGGUUUCUUUUUUUUUUUUUUGCAUCGGUAACCUCCGUUGUGACUUCUUUUUUUAUUUGCAGCAGUGGCAGUUCUCGGCCACCGUAGUUGAGGGUUAAACCCUAACCAAAACCACUACACCUAGACUUCUCACAUUUGGACUUUACUAUCAGAGAGUCAACAAACUCAUUCAAACGCUGUAAGACCUAUACCUCCUAAAACUGGCACAAAUUUUUAAGAGAUUCAGUUUGAAAUUCGUGAAACCUUAAUUCUGUUUAUAGAAACCAGAGAGUGAUACCUCUGAACCCCAACGGACCAGGUCCUGAUCCAGAUCCACCAUACCUACACCUUACAGAAGUGGUUUGAGUUGUUUUGAUCGGACUUCUUAAAGCACCUUGUCUGCCGUUUUUUCACCACUUGACCCCGUUAGACCAGGAUCCGACCAAAGUCCACAUUAAUUAAGCCUCUGAAAAACGUUUUUAAUAUUUUAGACAGCUUCUAAUACAGUUUUACUUUUUGUGAAACCUGAACUCAUAAUGAUGAGAUGAGAAACCUGCUGAAUUUGUCUUCAAAUCUGCAUCAAAAAUGCAUUUUUUCUGUGAAAAGUGAUGUAGUACAUGUGCAAACAUGAGAGUUAUGUACUUUUUCUUUCCCACAUUAGAUGCGCUCUGUGUCUGUGGAUCUAAACAACGAUGCUUCUCUUCUCAUCGACAUUCCUGAUGCACUUUGUGAAAGGGAUAAAGUCAAGUUUACUGUCCACACCAAGGUAAAACAACAUAACCAGCAUUCCUGCACGCAGACUCUCUCCUGUCCUCGAAUGUAUUUAGUAAGCACACUAUGGCUGUUUUUCUAAAUCGAUUAAAGAAUGAUAUGAAACUGCAUCUCUUUCCAGACCACACUAAACUGUUUCCAGAAGCCUGAGUUCUCUGUUCCCAGGCAGCAUGAAGACUUCAUCUGGCUGCACGACACUCUGGUGGAGACAGAAGACUAUGCAGGACUAAUAGUACGUUUGACUUUUUGCAGACAUGACUCACGUAAAUACCGAGGGCGUAAUGUCACUAUUUGUCUUUGAGGCCUGUGUACCCGAAGACAGAAAGGAAACAAAGGAGGGAUUUUGGGCUUUUUUAUCAUAAUACUUCAGAAGUUUAUGAAACAUUAGGACUGUUUUACCUUAAUUAUCCAUCUUCUGAGUUAUUUAUUGUGAGUUUUAUCGUUCAUAGAUUCCUCCAGCGCCCCCAAAGCCUGACUUUGAGAGCCCGAGAGAGAAGAUGCACAAACUGGGUGAAGGUGAAGCGACCAUGACGAAGGAGGAAUACACUAAAAUGAAGCAGGAGCUGGAGGCGUGAGUGUGUUGUCGUAUAUAAAAUAGCCGUAUAUGUAUUUAUAUAGCAUGCUGACUUUAUUUUCACGCUGUGUUUCGUUUUCUUCUAGCGAAUACCUGGCUGUGUUCAAGAAAACUGUCCAAGUGCACGAGGUCUUCCUGCAGAGGCUGUCCUCUCACCCGGUUUUAAGCAAAGACAGAAACUUCCAGAUCUUCUUAGAAUAUGACCAGGAUGUGAGUUCCCCAUAAUGCUGACUUCCUUUCCUGAGCAGUCAGUUGGAAAGAGAGGAAGUGGAGUUUACUGGAGCCUUGUGACACACGGCUUCCACCCUGCUGCCAUCAGCAGUUUAGCUUAUCUGUGAAGUCUGGGUCAGUUUUGGCUGAAAGUUGGACGGUUGUUUUACUUUAAUACCAGUCUGAAACAAGAAAAUGAGCUUCACACACAACCCUGAUCUCAUAAGCGUUUGGGGGACUUGUGUUAAAUGUUGAUAAAAACAAAAAACAUCAAAUUCUGCUGCUUCUCAACAUUUCCAACAUCUACUCCUCCACUGUUUACCUCCUCCACUGAGCAUUUUCUGCACAUAAUGAGACAAAAAUUAAAUUAAAAUGAUCUGAAGACACUUCGAGGGCUCGACUAAAUUGAUCAUAUUUCCAUAUUUUGUCAUUUCAGCUCAGUGUGAGAAGAAAGAACGCCAAGGAAAUGUUCGGGGGGUUCUUUAAAAACAUGGUGAAGUCGGCUGAUGAGGUCCUUAUCUCGGGAAUAAAGGUGAGGCCUCUGGACAGUCCGUGUAUGAUGUCAUUUUUUACAGGGUGUGUUGUUUACCUGCUGCACGUGUGUUUUUAUUUCUGCACAGGAGGUGGAUGAGUUUUUCGAGCAGGAGAAGACGUUCCUGCUCGACUACUACAGCAAGAUAAAAGAUUCAACCGCCAAAGCUGAGAAGAUGACCCGCUCUCAUAAAAGUACGUUCAAUUUUUACGUCUGUCAGAAUUAAAGUAGACGGAUAUGUUUUUGUUUUUUACACAGAGAAACCAAAUAUACAAAUCAUCAAAUAUAUAGAUUGAUGUGUGGGAGUGUGGCCAGAGUCAGGAGCUCCUGUGAGGAGUUUAUUUAUUUAAUGAAACUGACUUAAAUUCAUAUUGAUGUUUUUUUAUGAUAUAUAAAAGGAUAUAAGACAUAACUGAUGAUUUUUACAUUUUGAUUUUUGAUGCCUGCAACAGAAAGUAGGUAUAAACUGAGCAGCUGAAGAAACUGUUUUUUACAAUUUCCACAUGAAAAAAUCAAAAUAAAUAAAACAUAAAACUGUCAGAUGUUGACUAGAUGAGAAUUUUUGGUCAGAAGACCCUCCUAAUGCCUGUAGAGGACAAUAUAUGCAAAGACUGUUUUGUCCACAGGGGGGCGCCAAAGUUGCUACAAACCAAAAAUUGCUUACAGGAGCUUUAAACUGAUCUCUGGAAAUAUUCUGAUAAUUUGAAGUACCAGAUUGAGCUGUAAGUCAAAACAAUAUGUAACAAAAACGGCUCAAAAUGUUUCAAGUUUACCUUUUUGAAUAAAGUCAUAAAAAAGUUUUUUUAUAUGAACAUAUCUCUAUAUUUUAAAUACCAUUUCUGUGAGUACCAGUAAAGCUCACAUGUUUGCAGGAAAAUUUCCAGUGUUCAUAGAUAACGUUGAAACAUUUUCUCAUACAAUCUGUGGUGCAGCUCUAGUAAAGCUAAUAUAAAAAGGCUCCUGGUAGAUUAUGAUAAUGCAUAUACAGUCUUUCUCAAAGUUUGUUUCUGAUGAUGUUCCUACAUUCAUUCAGUGUCCCACAGAGUAAUUUUACACACAAGUAUCGGUUCCUUUUCUCCUGAUUUGGACCUGCUCGUCUGAAAUAAGUCAGGAAGGAAACAUUCAUGAAUAUAAAUCAGCUGAAUUUUCAUUCUUUAAUUCUCUUCUUACAGAUAUCGCAGACGAUUACAUUCACGUCUCUGCCACUCUGAACAGCCUCUCAGCUGACGACACCACAGCAAACAAAAAGUAAGUGAUUAAUUUUCCUAAAACUUCAAUGCAAAGACAUGUUUGCUGUAAGUUCUUGUUUUUUUUAUGUGUUUUGUGGAAGUUUUUCUAAAGUGUGGAUGUGAUGAAUUGCAUGUUAAUUGUCUUACUUUUGUAUUCUAAUCAAAGUCAUUUAAAUGUGAGCGUUUCAGUGUUUCAUCUUCUUUUUCUCAGGCUCCUGGAGAAGUUGGCCGACCUGUUUGAGAAGCUCAGAGUAAGACGGUUUUUGAUCGGCCUUCUGUAAAUAUUUGUGCAGUUUUAUAUUUACACUGUGCCAGCGCUCAUGUCUUUAUUUGUGUUGCUGCAGAAAGUGGAGGGAAGAGUAGCAUCUGACCAGGAGCUGAAACUUACAGAGCUGCUGAGGUAUUACAUGAGAGACAUCCAGGCCGCAAAGGUGAGUGGUUAUCUCACAGAGGUUAAGAAAACAAAGUGUGGCGUGGUUCCAAAUGUGUGCGUCACACACGUGUUGAAUCACUGGGUUAAGCCAUUAAAACAGCAAAUCUGAAAUCUCUCUUUUGAAGCUCGUUGAAAAGCCGUCACUGAUAUUUUUGGUCUUUUUCAUAAGAAACCAAAAACUCCACUCAGGGGCUUCAAUGUCCAAACAGCCCAGUCUUCAGAUUAUCUCUUUAUAUCUCAUGUGUGACUCUCCGGUCCACUCCAGGACCUUCUGUACAGGCGAGCCCGGGCGUUAGCCGACUAUGAGAACUCUAACAAAGCUCUGGAUAAAGCUCGACUGAAGAGCAAGGACAUCCCUCAGGCGGAGGAGCACCAGCAGCAUUGCCUGCAGAAAUUCGACAAGCUCUCAGAGUCCGGGAAGAAAGGUUUGUGCUUUCCUGCCUCACUCUGGACUCGUUCUGAGUAAGCAAAAUAAAAAUCCGUGUGAAAUAUGUCCGUCGUUGUUUAACUGGUUGAUCUUAUUUCCACAGAGCUGACCAGUUUUAAAGGGAGGCGUGUCGUGGCUUUCAGGAAGAACCUCAUAGAGAUGGCCGAGCUCGAGAUAAAACACGCUAAGGUGAGCAGAACGACACGCCUGAGAGCCGUGAGAGGGUGUUUAGGAGGAUCUUCUUUUAGGCUUUUGUGUUUAAGUGUGUUCAGGAUGUUGAAGUACACAUUUAUCGAUAAACAUCCAAAUACGUGCAGAACUAAAGGUGAUUAAAAAACAAGAGAGUGCAUGAAAAUCACCUCAAAACAAACUGAGCUUGAGUUUAUUCAGAAGUUAGUCUGGGAUCAGUUCUGGGUGUCGUCUCCAACUGUGGUCAGUCGAGGUUUGACUUUGAACAGCUGAUGUUAAUGCAGCAGGGAUUCCACCCAUAUGUCUGCGCCUUUGGGGAAACAACGCCAUCUAGUGUGUAAAGAUUUCUUAUCUCCAUAUUUAAAGGUACAGUAUUUAAAAAAGAAAAAGAGCAGAAUGGUUGUUUUGCACAGAAGAGUUUGUACUGAUAGAUGUGCUCGAUGGUAAAAACUUAAGCAAUGGAGAACCAUACGAACGCAUCACUUCACUGAAGGGAGGGGGGAGCGAGGGAGCAUUUCAGUCUAAAAUCUGAGCACCAGAUAUCGCUUCAAAAAUCUGUCGUUGUCUUCACUGGAAGCUGUAAGUGACAGAUUUUUUAAUCAUACUUCCUUUUUCUGAAUAAUGUAGUUAAUCAUGAACACUUCCUCAAAGUGGAGUGAAUAAACCAAUCAGACAGAGCUCUAUAAAGACGAGAUAACAUACAGAGAGAUGAAACUUUAUCAUAAGUGGAGAAAUAAAGAAAUAAUAAUGAGAUAAGUAUGAUUAUAAUUAUUAUUAUUUUAAGAUUGAGGCAGAUGGAGGUUUUAUCAUUUAUUCUGUUAUAUUUUUACAUCAAAAUCAUCAAAUCAAACUUUAUUUAUAAAGCGCUUUUCCUACAUGAAUGUGACUCAAAGUGCUUUACAAGUUAAAAACAAAAACAAAAAACUGUCCCAGAUGCCCCUUUAACCCCCACCUACACACACACACACACACACACACACAUGCCAACGCACCCGCAUAUACACACAUAAAGAGAAUGGGCAUGAGGCUGAGUGAUCAGAGGAGCCGUCAGCACCAGGAGCAGAGAGCCGCCCGUAGCCACAGGACGCCGACACGGGGCCAGCGAAGGGAUGUGUCAGACACCAACCUCCUCCAGGAACCUCGUGGCUGGCCCCUGCAACCACUGCUCCCGGUGCCGAGGGCUCCCACAGAGGAAACACUGGGGUCCUAAAAAUGAUAAAAGGAUAAAAACAAGGAAAGACAAAAAUAUGAAUAAAACACAGACCUAAGAUAAACCAAGGCUAACGAGAAUAAAUGAAGAUAAAACAAAUAAAUAUCAAUUAAAAGCUAAAAACGUGGGUCUUGAGCCUGCUCUUAAAAACAGGAACGUUCUCUGCGGCCCUGAGGUCCUCUGGCAGGCUGUUCCAUAGACGAGGGCCGUAAUAUUGAAAAGACGCCUCGCCAUUAGUGUGUGUCCUGACUUUUAGAAUGACUAGGAGACACUGCCAGAGGAGCGCAGGCUCCGUGAAGGUUCAUAAGGUAAAUAUUUAAAAUAAAAUAUUUUGCAGGUUUUUAAAAAGUUAAUUUUGGAUGCCUUCAGCUUUGGAUGAGCCUGUAACAGCUUAUAGUCAGACCCAGGAGGCUCCAAAAUCUGAUUAUAACAGGAUAGAAAUAUAAAUGUUUCUUCUACAACAUUCAGUAUUUCUGCAAAAUAAAAAAUCAGAUCCGACUUUCCUUCUGGAGAAGUGAUUUCUCUGGUUUUCUCCUCGUGUCUCCACAGAACAAUACGGCUCUACUGCAGGGAUGCAUCGACCUCCUGAAGAGCAACUGAUGUGUUUCACAGUAUUCCUGUCCAGCCAUCACCAAGUGACCAGUCAAAGCAAACGGAAACCUGGCGUCCCCGGGGCCGUGCACAGACACGAAUCCCUCCCUCGUCUCCCACCCACGGGUCUGAUGCCACUUUCAAAAAGCUGCACAAGAGCAAGUGUCUUGUAAGCAGAAUGUCUUCAUGUUUACAGAGUCCCUGUCUUCUUCUGGUCCACGGUCCAUCCUUUCGAUUAUUUAUGGAGGUCUAAUUAUAACUGCCUUUACAGAACGAGGCUGCCAACAUUAAGGACUUUCAUUAUUUAGCAGCACAUAAAGAGGUGAUUUUCUUUUACGCUCUCGUUUCUCAUUUUUACAUUAUGCACAAAAUGAAAUCUUGCCUUGCUGUUCGUAUUUCUGCCUCCGUACAGACUGACACAAAGUUUUCUUUCAUGCACACUUUUUCGAGAAAGGCUUCGCAGAUGUUGUAACUAAAACUGAAUCUGUCUGAGCUUUUUGUGUUUGCUAACGAAACCGUUUACAGAAGCAAAAUCGAGUGCCUGUAAAAACAUCCUCCUGCUCCACAUUCCCCGGCUCUGAAGUUAAAUUACAACCAAACAAACCCUCGAGUCGAGAAAAGUCAUGAAAGAUCCGAUUCAAGCGUUUCGAAAUAGCAGCACUUCGCCUCAGGAAUGGACAGUUGGAUCUGCCUCCACAUUCUUGUUUGUAAGACAGCGGCCUCAGUUCCCACAAUCAUCACAGAUGCACAUUAGAUUAGAUAGUUUGAGUGAGUCGUCAGAGAUUUCAGCGGGAGAUUGCAAAGGGAGGAAAAGUGAAAUGAAAAGAUAUUUAGUGUUUUCAAAGGGAAUUAAAUGUUAGUAAAAUAGUUAAAUUUGCACAAACCCCUCAUGACACCCCUGCACUUCACCUUUAAGCUCCUUCACCCACAAACUCUGCUCUUCCUCUCUCUUCUCUCUCUUUAUUUCGUCCUGAAUCCCCUCUUUAUGACUGAUGGGGUCAAACCUGAAAUUCUAUAUUUACCAGUUUGUUUGUUUUGAGCAUUAUAUAAAAAGAGAUGCACUAAGAAAAUGGAAAAAAAAAAGAAAUCCUCAAAAUCAUGACCAGACUCAGAAAAGUGUGAAAAUGCAUCCUAGUUUUUUAAGAAAUUGAAUGUAUUUCUAACAGAUUCCAGCGGUGUGAUUUCCCUCACAUGCUCCUUUCAUACAGAAUAUUAGCAUUUUAUAAAUUUGUAAUAAUGGCAUUGAAUAAAUCCUACUUUCCCAAG
This is a messenger RNA of Xyrichtys novacula (pearly razorfish), 8957 nucleotides long. NCBI's taxonomy places the organism in Eukaryota, Metazoa, Chordata, Actinopteri, Labriformes, Labridae. The record is from the annotation of a GenBank genome assembly.